CUUAAAAAAAGGUUCGAGAUAUAUCUGUUUUUCUCUGGAAGUGUGAGAGAUUAUUGAGUUCUUCUGCAGCUACUCUGCCGAAUGCCAAUUUGGAGAAAUUGACCGAAUUUUCUCAUAAGCCAAAGUGAAAAAGCUUGUUUUGAAGAAGACCACUUGUACUAGAUCUCUUACUUUGGAUCACAAGAAAGCUGAAGACGGGUCAGAUUGCUUAAUUUGAAUCACAAGCAGGCUCAAGAUUAGAUAGAUUCAUCAAGAAAAAGUCCUUAAGAUUCUCACCUCAAACACUAAUAACAGCAGAGGCAAUGAAGAAGACAGAAUCUAUAGCAAAACAGGGGAGAGAAAACAGAAAUCUUCAGCUGAGCAAGGAAUAGAGGAAGACGUAGCACCAUUCAAGAGAAAGGGAAAAGCCAGAAUCAGCGUCGCCUCAGCUCAAGACCAGCAUCACACAUUUCCAACGAACUUAACCCAGUGAAAUGUUGAGCUUGUACAAGGGAGAAUGACGCAGAAACAAGGGAGAACUCUAACUGAAAUGAAUAGACCAGCCACAAGCACACCGACGAUGAUGAGCUAUGCGAAUGCGGCGCUAGCUACGGUUGAAAGGGAAGAAAGCAAUGACCUACGAGAGGCUGAGCAAAAUCCGUCCAAUCCUGAGAUCUCCUUCUGCUCUAGAAUGACCAAGAAAAGAAGAAGGAAGAGUUAAAAUAUUUGAUGGAACUAAGGGCAGUUUGGUAAUUUUGCACAGCCAAAAAAAGAAAAAUUUAACUCUUCUUUUGAUCUCUUCCAAAUUCGAACUUAGGACAUCAUGUAUGAAAGAUUACUCAACUGCCACUAGACCAAGUCUCUAACUUGCUAUAUUUAUUCCAAAAACUAAUAUAAACACACAGUUAACCUAUAUAUUUAUUUAUUUAUUUUAAAUUUUUUUGGGGUUAUUACACAUAAGUCCUAAUUAUUUUCUUAUAAAUUUUUCUAUAUACAAUUCUACAUGCUUAUGUUAUGUUCAAUUAAGUCAAAUACUAAAAAUUUAUCUUUAGAGGCAUUUUAAAAUAAUCAUUAUUUCAUAUGUACUGCACUUUUCAGAGGACAUGGACAUUGUUGUCUCUAGUGCGAGUUAUGUUUUGAGUAAGUUAGUGGAUGUGACAAUAUGUGAAGCUUCUUAUUCUUUUUGCUUCAACAAGUAUGUCAAAGAGCUUGAAACAAAACAACAUGAUUUGAAAUCCAAAAUUGGAGGUGUUCUUGAUCUAGCUAAAGAGGCAAAGAGAAAAACUGAGAAGGUUGUUCGUGAAGUUGAGACAUGGUUGGAUGAAGCAGACUCUCUAAUGCAAGAAGUGGCGGUGCUGCAAGAAAAAAAAAUGAACAAAAACAAGACAUAUUGUUUUAAGUAUUGCCCUAACUUGAUUAGGCGUUACAGUUUGGUGAAGCGGCUUGAAGAGAAGACCAAUGAAAUUAUGCAACACAUUAAUAAAAUUAAAAAGUUCACACAGUUUUCUCGACUUGCUACACUGGUAGGCAUGGACUACUUUCCUUCUGAAGGUUUUGUGCGCUUUGAGAGUAGACAAGCAGCAUAUGACGGACUUAUAGAGGCAAUAAAAGAUGAAAAAGUUCACAUGAUUGUAUUGUAUGGCAUGGGGGGAUUUGGCAAAACCACCAUGGUAAAAGAAGUGGGUAAAGAAGCGGAGCAGUUUUUUGAUAAAGUCAUUUUUGUUGUUGUGUCUAACACUAUUGACAUUAGAAAAAUUCAAGGUGAAAUAGCAAGCCACCUUGAUAAUAUGAAAUUGGAAGAGGAGGGGGAAUUGGGUAGAGCUAGACGCUUGUCAAUGAGGUUGUCUAGUAGAGAAAAGUUUCUAAUUAUUUUUGAUGAUGUAUAGAAGACGCUUGAGUUUGAGAAGAUAGGGAUUCCUAUUGUUGAAAAUGAAAAGAAUUGAACCGUUGUUAUAACAACAAGAAAGCUUGAUGUAUGUAGACGAAUGAAUUGCAAAAGAAUGAUUCCCUUGCAAGGAUUAAAAGAGGAUGAAGCGUGGGGCCUCUUUCAAAAACAUGUAGGGGCAUUUGAUGAUAACUCAGAUUCCAUCAAAGGUUUGGCGCAAGAAAUUACAAAAAAAUGUGGUGGUUUACCUGUUGCAAUUGCGGCUAUAGCUAGUACUUUGAAAGAAAAACCUCAAGUUGAGUGGGAAGAAGCAUUAAAAACCUUGCGAGAUUCAAGUCCAGUUGAUAUUGAAGAAGAUUGGAGAAACCCUUACACUUGUCUUCGGUUAAGCUACGAUAAGCUAGAGAAUAAAGAAGCCAAAUCACUCUUCUUGUUGUGCUCUAUAUUUCCUGAAGAUUAUGAAAUUCCAAUUGAUGAAUUAACAAUCAUUGGAGUAGCGCUAGGUUUUGUUAAAGUUCACUCAUACCAAAGGGCAAGGAACCAAUUGCUUAUUAAAGGCAAAAAUAAGCUAAUUGAUUCUUGUCUGCUAUUAGAUGGAGUGAGUGGUUGUGUCAAAAUGCAUGAUUUGGUUCAAGAUGUAGGCCUGUGGAUAGCAAAGAAAGAGAAUAAAUUUGUAGAGGGGCAAUUAAAAGAGGAUGUGAUAAAAAAGGAGAACAAAUUAAGAUAUUUAUGGAUUGAUGAAGUUGAGGAAUUUCCAUAUAAGUUGGAUUGCCCUAAACUUGAGUUUCUUCAUGUAUCAAUAAAGCCCAAGCAUGGUUUGGAUGUACCAAAUGAUAUUUUUAAAGGUAUGGAGAUGCUUAAAGUUUUUAUGUUAAGUAAUCAUACUUUUGAACAACAUGAUCUGCAAUUGCCUAUUUCAUUCCAUCUUAUCAAUAACCUCCGUUAUCUAUCCCUAAAAGGAUGGAUAUUAGGCGAUAUCUCUUUUAUUGGAAGCCUAAAAAGACUUGAGUCUCUUAAAUUAUGGAGAUGCUCCUUCGAUGAAUUGCCAAAACUCAUUACACAGCAGAAAAAUUUGAGAUUAUUAGAUAUAAUGUGUUGCGAGAUUCAAAGAAAUCCUUAUGAAGUAAUGGGAAGAUGUUCCAAAUUAGAAGUUCUUUAUUUUUCUGGAAACAUAGUUGGAGAAUCUAAGGACCAUAGUAAAGAUGGUGCUGAAUUCUUUGAGAAAAUCAAAGCUACCCCGACAUUGGAGAGCUAUUGUAUAGAUUUAGGGGAUGAUGGUUCGGAUUUUGAGCGACCACUGUUUCCCAUUACAAAAAGUUUAUAUGUGAAAGAUGUUGAGAAAUGCAUGUCAAAUGCAACAAUUAAGGAUUUGAUGCAGAGAGCGGAGGUUCUUUAUUUGAGGGGAAUUCAUAGAAGUUGUAAAAAUAUAAUUCCUCACACGCUUCGAACAAUAGGAGGGAAUUUUGAUGCUUUGACACAACUUACAAUCCUUCAUUCAGACACUAUAGAAUGCGUGAUUGACAUAUCAAAUCAUUGGAGUCAAAUGGGAAUCAUCUCCAAUUUGACUAAACUAACAAUUAAAGGGUUGAAGAAUUUGAGAACUUUGUACCGUGACCAGCUUCCUUCAGGCCUUUUUGCAAAGUUAGAGUUCUUAAAGAUACAUAGUUGUGAUUUACUCGAGCACAUAAUAGUAGAUGAAGUGAAGGAAAUAGUUGCAAAUGGUAGUGGAGAUCAAAGGAGUGUCAGAUUUGCUUUUUCCAAAUUAAAAACACUAAGGAUCUUGGAUUGUGGUCAGCUAGAAUUCUUAAUGCCUGUCUCUUAUGCUCAUAGCCUUGCACAAUUGGAAUGUUUAUCUAUCGCAGAAGCUAAUAAAUUGAAGAGCUUGUUUAGCCCAUCCAUUUAUGAAGAACUAGAUCAAGACAAGUUUCAUAACGUCCAAUUUUUGGCUUUAAAUACUCUCAUUCUCGAAAACUUGCCAAACAUGGUAAGCAUUUGUCAGGAAAAUUAUCAUUUAAAAUGGCCAUCUUUGAAAGAUUUGACAGUGCGAAAUGUUCCACAAUUAAAGAUCAAGUCCAUCAAUCGCUGGAUUGGCAUAUAUGGAUUAAGAAAAGGUGAUCACACAGCUUCAGAGGACCUAUUGACUCCACUCGUAACUUUAGCUAAAGUUUAUGUGGGAAGUAAUAAUGAAAUGGAAAUUCUUUUUGAUGGAGAAAGGCUUCCGAACAAUAGACAACCAGUGAACACAAGCUUACGAAGAAUAGAAUUAGAGGAUCUACUAAAGUUGAGGCACAUAUGGAGGGGUCCCAAAAAUAGUUUACUCCUUCAAAAUAUUGUCCGUCUAGAUAUAGAAAGAUGUGAAAAUUUGAGAGUUAUCCUCCCUGCAUCUAUCUUGACAAGCCUACCAAAGUUGAAGAGAUUGAACAUCGUAAGGUGUAAUGAACUAGAGGGAAUCAUGGAAGAAAAUGACGAUGUGUCAAAUCCUUAUCAACUUGUCUUCCCAAAUCUGACCAUGAUUAUUAUCAGACAGUGCCAUAAGUUGAAACGUGUAUUCCCUUUCUCUAGUUGUUUGGUUCUCCCCAAGCUAAGGGCUCUUCUCAUAGAAGAAGCAUCCCAGCUAGAGCAAGUGCCUUGGGAUAUGAUUCCAAAUGUGGAAUAUGUAUUACUUUGGAAACUUCCAACACUCUCUCCCUAUCAGGGCCAACAUAUUGAUUUCCAGAGUGUGAGAUACCUUCUUGUUCAACAAUGCCCAAAACUGCCUCUUACUUCCACCGUUAAUCUACAGCAAUUGGUACAAAUAUUGGAUAAUGAAAAAGAUUAUUGGGAAGGCAGGUGGCGUUUUCAUGAUCAUUUAAGAGAUAUUAUCCAAUCCAAUGAAGAUUGUGUAGGAGAAACGACGGAACAAAUUGAUAGCAAAGAAAGUGAAGUUGAAUCAGCAUCAAGAAGUGAACAUAUUGCUUUUGGUGCUCAGAAUAAUGAGAAGAAAUCAGAAGAGAAGUUGGAAGAGUCAAAAGAUACAAACUUAAUAGAUAGAAAGAGAGUUGAAGGUAGCUUUGAUGAAAGUUCUACGUCAAAAAAUGUGACAAUAAAUGCACCGUCAACUCAUUCUGACCCAACAAGCUCUUUCAAAAGUUCAUCAGUUGCUUCUCUUCCUAUAGAUCUUUCACAUAGUCAGAAUAAGACAAUGCCUGGUAUGGAGAUCCUCACACCAACAUCAACAAAUCUCAAAUUUAUCGCUGAGCAUUUGCCAACUAAUUCUUCUACUAUUUCUCAUGAAACUAACGUGAGGAUUAAGAAAACUGAGACAGAUAUUGAAGAUGAUGGCGGUGGAUUUCCAGCACCAUGUGCUCCGAUUGUUGAUACCGAAAGAGAUGAACAGAUAAAGGUCAACCAACGAGAUAAGAAUCCAAAAAUAGGUACUGAAACCAAUCCUAUUGUUGAUACUACCAAGGAAGAGCUGAAAAAGGGUAUUAAUGGGAGAAUGGAAGGUUCAACAAUAGAAAAUGCCAACAUAGUUACAUCAUCAAUUCGUUUACAGCCGGCCAGCUCACUCCAAGGCUCCUCGACAUCUUUUCUUCCUAAAGCAUUGCCCCAUGAAAUCAAGGUCAAUCGAACUGAGAAAGAGAUAAAGACCAGUCCUAUAAUAAAUCUUCAAGGCUUUGGUGAUCAUGCUGAGCAAUUAGCAACAGCAUCAGUUCCUGUUGUUUUUACCACCAAAGAUGAAUCUGUAGUGAAUGCUCUUGCAGAUUUGGAAGUCCGUUUGAAGAUGCCUCUCAAGGACAUAGCAAACUCAGAGCCCAUUUGCCUUCGUCUUCUUACAGCUUUUAAAUUUUUAUCUUGCCUUUCAUUUGAAGAGGGACCCUUAUCUCUUAAACUUAAAGCUAUAACAGAGUCUUUGCUCCAAGAAUUUCCAAGCAUUCUACAUUCUUACAAGGUCGCAUUAGCUACUGUCAAGAAAUUUCCCAAGUUUAUAGAUGAAGCUCAAGAGAAGGAAGUCAUGUUCAAAGAACAUAUCUCUAAGUUGGAGAAAGAAAUGCAAUAUGAUGAGGCCAAGACAUCAUCUCUUCAGGAGAAAAAAGAGAAAUGUGUUGUUGAAAUCAGGGAGUUCAAGAAAGAGUGUGAGAGUAUGAGAAAGCAAAAGUCUUAAAUGAUGAAAGAUCAAAGGAAAGCUCGGCAGCAAUUAUUUGAGGUUUAUCGUAAAUGGUCUAUCCUGUGUAGCCAAUUUCAACAUAACUACAUUGACGUGGAUGCUCAUCAAAUAGUCCAAUCUGCAUUAGAUCAUAAUAGUGAAUCUAGAAAAGAAUGUUACAGAGAAAAGAUAGAAUAAAUUCAUAGCAGAGAUACUGAAGUCCAAGCAGCAUCAGAAAUUGAUCAUCUUUCUGCAGAGGUUAGAACUAACCAAUCUGUGCCAUCCAUUGCUUCACAAAAUCUGACAAAGGAUGAUAAAGGAAGGAUUGAAGGUUCUACUUCUCUGCCUGAAGCAUUUUCACAUAAUCAGAUCAAGUUCAAAGGAACUGAGAUGGACAUUGAUAAAGACAAUCAAGCAAAGCCCAUAAUAGAGCUUCAAGACAUUGAGGAUGAUCAGCUAUUGGCAAAGGCCUUGGUGGAUCUGGAAGCUUGUUUGAAGAUGCCUCUUAAGGAGAUAGUUACUUCAGAUUCCAAUAGUCUUCACCUUCAUAAUGCUCUUAACUUCUUGUUUCAUCUUUCUUCCGAAGAUGGAGUUUUAUCCCAUGGACUGAAAGAUGCAAUACAGUCAUUGCACCGAGAUUUCGCAGGCAUCAUACUUUCUUUCAAGCCAGCAUUUGUUGCAUUGAAUAAAUUUUCCAGGCUUUUGAAUGAAGCUCAAGAUAAGGAAGUCAAUUUAAAGGAACAAAUCUCUGUGUUGGUUAGAGAGAUAGAAGAUUGUGAGGCAGAACAAUCGUCUCUUCAAGUGAAAAUGAAGAAAUGUUCUACAAAAAUGACUGAGCUCAAUAAAAAGUUUGAAAAUGUAAGAAAAGAAAGGUCAGAAAUGACAGAAGAUCAACGAAAAGCUCAGCAACAAUUGCUUCAAGCCAAUCAUAGAUGGUCGGUUUUGUGUAGCCAAUUUCAACUAAACAUUGCGGCUAGAAAUCUCUUUUAGUGCCUUUCCAUUGAUGUAUUUGAUUUAAUAACUUUGGUCUUUUGUAAUAAUAAAGCUUUUCCAUUUGUUGCGGAACUUAAAAUGGUAAGAUUGUUUAACUUGUAUCUUCAAUAACAGUCAUUACUAGUGGUCAUAUGUUUGUCAUGUAAUAAUAUAGGUUCUAGUUUUUGUAUU
Messenger RNA from Prosopis cineraria, 7154 nucleotides. RefSeq lists its product as uncharacterized. The coding region runs from base 1965 to 6008 and encodes 1347 amino acids. Gene Ontology annotation, molecular function: ADP binding. The record is from RefSeq and is a predicted model, not a curated record. The transcript has 16 exons. NCBI's taxonomy places the organism in Eukaryota, Viridiplantae, Streptophyta, Magnoliopsida, Fabales, Fabaceae.